GCUGAACCAAUUCGUGUUGUUGUCACCGGUGCUGCCGGCCAAAUCGCCUACUCGCUCCUCUAUAUGAUCGCUCGCGGAGAAGUAUUUGGCAAAGACCAACCCUUGAUUUUGCAUUUAUUGGACAUUCCACCAAUGGUUGGUGUUUUAGAAGGUGUUGUUAUGGAAUUGGCCGAUUGUGCCUUGCCAUUGCUUCGUGAGGUUGUUCCAACCACCGAUCCUGCUGUAGCAUUUAAGGAUGUAUCUGCCGCUUUCCUAGUUGGAGCUAUGCCGCGUAAGGAAGGUAUGGAACGUAAAGAUUUGUUGUCUGCCAACGUGAAAAUCUUCAAAGCACAAGGUCAAGCAUUAGACAAAUAUGCCCGCAAGGAUGUCAAAGUCUUGGUUGUUGGCAAUCCAGCUAACACUAAUGCUGUCGUCUGUUCCUUCUAUGCCCCCUCAAUUCCACGUGAAAACUUUAGUGCCAUGACCCGUUUGGAUCAAAAUCGCGCUACUGCACAAAUUGCCGCUAAAGCCAAGGUUCCCAUCAGCCAGGUUAAAAAUGUAAUUAUCUGGGGUAACCAUUCCUCUACCCAAUUCCCAGAUGCCAGUCACGCCGUAGUUACUGUUGAUAAUACUGAGAAGUCCGCCGUAGAAGCUGUUGGAGAUGCCGAAUUCCUAAAGAGUUCUUUCGUUGAAACAGUCCAGAAGCGUGGUGCUGCCGUUAUUGCUGCACGCAAGAUGUCUUCGGCAAUGUCUGCUGCUAAGGCCGCUUGUGACCAUAUGCAUGAUUGGUGGAACGGUACUGCCCCCGGCCAAUAUGUUUCCAUGGGUGUUAUUUCUGAUGGCAGCUACGAUGCUCCCAAGGAUGUUAUCUACUCCUUCCCUGUGGAAAUUAAGAACAAACAGUGGAAGAUCGUUCAGGGUUUGUCUUUGGAUGACUUUGCUAAGUCUAAAAUGGCCAUUACUGGCAAGGAAUUGUUGGAAGAGAAGAAUGAAGCUAUGGCCGUCUGCAAUGCCGAUUGACUAGCCGGCCCAGCCGACUCAAAAUUGUAAAUUAACAGCUUAACAAGUGCUG
This is a messenger RNA of Musca vetustissima, 1051 nucleotides long. RefSeq names its product malate dehydrogenase, cytoplasmic (gene Mdh1). Gene Ontology annotation, biological process: tricarboxylic acid cycle; oxaloacetate metabolic process; malate metabolic process. The transcript has a single exon. The record is from RefSeq and is a predicted model, not a curated record. Gene Ontology annotation, cellular component: mitochondrion; cytosol. The coding region runs from base 64 to 999 and encodes 311 amino acids. Gene Ontology annotation, molecular function: L-malate dehydrogenase (NAD+) activity. Lineage: Eukaryota; Metazoa; Arthropoda; Insecta; Diptera; Muscidae.